UCCCUCACAGACCAAGUACCCAGUCCACUCCUCUCUUCGUCCAACAGCUCCCCUUGGCUUCCACGGCCACGAGAUGAACAAAACGCAGCGUUUCAAACGAGUGGCGAAACCCAAGCGACCGAUUUCGACGAGCGAAGCCGGGGACGACGUCGUUGACCACGAAACCCGGCCGAAUCACCCCUCCAAAACACUGAGCAUUCGGGUCAAACCCAAACCCAAACCCAAAUUGAACACGUUUCCAAUCCCAGACCUCUCUUUUGACAGAAUGACAAUCCUGUCUCCCGAGUUCUGUCUGAUCGACGCUCUCGAUCUCGCGCCACGAUUGCUCGGCAAGCAUCUCAGGAGGGACGACGUUGUUCUUCGGAUCACCGAGGUCGAAGCUUACCGACCAAACGAUUCGGCAUGUCACGGUCGAUUUGGAAUUACAGCGAGAACAGCCCCAGUUUUUGGACGCGGAGGGCAUGCAUAUGUUUAUCUGUGCUAUGGUCUCCAUACAAUGCUGAAUGUUGUGGCUGACAAGGAAGGAGUUGGGGCUGCUGUCUUAAUCCGUUCUUGUGCUCCCAUAAGUGGAUUGGACACCAUUCAGCACCGUCGAGGUCAGAAAACUGACAAGCCUGUUCUACUUACUGGACCUGGAAAGAUUGGUCAAGCACUAGGUCUGUCAACAGAAUGGUCAAACCAUUGCCUCUAUGCUCCUGGUGGUUUAGAACUCUUGGAUGGUCCAGAGCCUGAAAAGAUACUGAUAGGUCCACGUGUUGGUAUUGAAUAUGCUUUGCCUGAGCAUGUCAAUGCUUUAUGGAGAUUUGCCAUUGCGGAUACCCCUUGGAUAAGUGCUCCCAAAAAUACCCUGAGGCCGCCCUGAUCUAUUAUCCAUCUCUGCAACAAACUCCAAAAUGGAGUGGGAAAGAAACCUUAUCUGAUCAGAAUGUAAAAUAUGAAAUAUUUAAAGAAAAGGAAGAUUUAGCUAUACCCCCCCUCUCUUUUUUUAAUACAUAUCUGUUUAAGGGUAAAUUAAACUUUACCCCCAAACUUAUGCCCUAUAUAUCCUUUGAUUUCUAAACUAAGACUCAUUGUAAUUUGGACCUAUAUCAAAAUAUUCCGAAUUACCGCUCGGUUAGAUA
This is a messenger RNA of Alnus glutinosa, 1121 nucleotides long. Its product is annotated as DNA-3-methyladenine glycosylase. Gene Ontology annotation, biological process: base-excision repair. NCBI's taxonomy places the organism in Eukaryota, Viridiplantae, Streptophyta, Magnoliopsida, Fagales, Betulaceae. Gene Ontology annotation, molecular function: DNA binding; alkylbase DNA N-glycosylase activity. Bases 74 to 862 code for a protein of 262 amino acids. The transcript is spliced from 6 exons. The record is from RefSeq and is a predicted model, not a curated record.